ACGCGAAGAAUAUAACAAAAAGCGUACAUAUAUUGUUCACCAGGCAUUGUUCAUCCCAGAGAUCUGAGUUUCAAAGCGUUUGUUCUUUAAGCCUACCCGAUCAAGACCAUUCUCGCGAUCAAGACUACGAACCAUUCGAAGUUCAUAAAUUAUCCGUUCGAAAUUUGAGCUAAAUUUUGACUAAACAGAAGAGUGUUUUCCCGCCUAUCACGUGCUUAUUGGCGUCACGUGAUCACAAAUAUGUCAUAUCUGAGUCUUUGAGAUUGUAUUUGAAGGGGAGUUAGUGAGGAAAAUGGCUACGGCUGGUUGCGAGGAAGUAGGCACAAAAGUUGAGCCUGAAAUCCCCGGAGAAGUCAAGAUCGAGAAAGUAGAACAGUCGAAAACUAGCGAUCAGAAUUUUAAUUGGAAAAUGCCGACGACAGCUGCACUCUUAGUGCAGUCGAAUUCAACUCCAAGCACGUUAUGCGAGUCAACGACCAACCAGGUAAACACUAUAGUAGUUUCGGAUUGUCCACAAAUUGACACAAAUCUAAAAGGGACUGGAUUGCCUGUGAAAACACAACUCAUGCCUGGACCAUACUCUGAAGUACAGCUCCCAAAGAAAGACAGUCACAUCAAACGACCAAUGAACUCCUUCAUGGUUUGGGCACAAUCUGCUCGUAGAAAACUAGCAGAGCAAUAUCCACACGUUCAUAACGCAGAGCUCAGUAAAAUGCUUGGGAAGUUAUGGAGAAUGCUCUCCGCUUCUGAAAAACAACCAUACGUAGACGAAGCUGCCAGGCUAGACAAAAGGCAUAAAGAAGACAAUCCAGAUUAUAAAUAUAGGCCACGAAGGCGGCAGAAGUCUCUAAAACGAGCGUACGCUCAACCUAGAAUGGUAACCGGCUGGCCUGUACAGCAAGAUGCUUAUAAGAAUCAGGCGAUAGCUGUGAAUGGCAGUACUUCACCGAAUAACACGCUAGCUACGACUAUUUUGACUCCACACCAAGGGAACGUGGCACAGGCACUACAACAGGCCCAAACCGUGACAGUCAAUGCAAACGGCGGAAUCGCGUACACGACUCUAGGAGGCGUUGGGUUCGUGCCUGGAGGAAGUAUGAUCAUACGACCAACUUUUGUCACAACUUCAACUGGAGCUAACGCUAAUAUUGCUUUAGCACAAGGUGUAACAGUUCAGGCUGUACGGCCGCCAAAUGUUACAGUGACAGUAGCGUCGUCUCUUGCUAGUCCUACCUACGCGAUUCCAGUCAGUCAGUUGGCAAAUGCGCCCAUCUUAGUAGCAACAGGAGGAGCCAACAACAUGGUCCCGACCACCACGGAGCACAACUCGAUCACUGUUGAAAAGUCCGCAGAAGGAGGCUUAAUAGUCGUAGCGGCAGCACCACAUACUAUCCAUUCACAACAUACUCAAGGCUUGCAGAAUUGUGAGAGCGAUCCCAGUGACGCGGGGAGAUCGAACGCUGGUACACCGAAUGCAAAUAGUAUCGUCAACCCUCAAGAAUCAAACUAUCGAGCACUAAAUAUGGAAAAUGAGAACCCUUCCAGAGACGGCAGUCCAACUACACGCUUAGAACAGCCAAGUAUUGAAGUCAAAGCUGAACAAGGAUGCAGAAUAUGAGUUAGUCUUUACCUGGUUUUUGUCCGCAGUGGUAAGCAUACAACCUUCCAAGUGCUUUUUGUUUAUUUAUUUACACAUUCCAACUGGACACUUGAAAGGUUUUCAGAACUUUUAUCGAACCUGAAACGAUCUAUGCGACAGUGCAAUCAAACCUUUGUAACCUGAUGGCUAACUGAUAAUCAAACCUUUGUUCCGUUGUCGUCAAAGUUAUUGUCUAAAGAUUGUCGGAUUUUGGUCGAUAAAUUAGGUUCUGCUUCCUUUGUCAAGUCUGUUUUGUUUUGAAGGCGGUUCCUUUGUAUGUUGUUUCUAAAGACAGUCUACAUUUGUUUCGCUAUGAGAUUCAUAUCAUAAAUGGACUAAAUUUGCUGGUAAAGGGCUAUUGAAAACCUCCAAAAUAAUUCGACCUUUUUAUUUUUGGCGACUCGUGUCUUUCCCUCAAAUUGUUUAGAACGAAUUAUUUACUUGAAUUAUUCAUGUCUCAGUCUUUUAUCUAAGUUGUUACUCAUACAAUAUACAGUUCGAUAAUGAGAGAUUAUACUGCCCUUUAGCAAAAAUGUGAGCAUUCAUAAGUACAUCCUUUCAGAAUAAUCGAAAAACUACAAUCAAAUGAGAAAACAUUCUAGAUGAUUUAGUAUCUUUGGGCAUUUUUGAGUACUGAAAUUUUGCAGAAAUUUAAGUUGAAUUGGAAAUCAUUGUUUUGACUGGACAUGCUUUGAUACAGAAAUUCGAUUUGCUGAUAAACUGUUUUAAUUUUUUUUGGUUGAAAGAGUAGGAUGGUAAAGGAGGGAAAUUUUUUCCUGUAUUAAUGACAUAUCUAUUGCAGCUCCUGGCGAUGUGAUCCAUCACCAUCACUACAAAUAAAUUUGUGUAUCAACAAAUCAAUGAAUCAAUAUAUCCACAAAUGAGAGAUUAAUCGACAUUUUGAGACCCAUUUUAACUUUUUAUCUCACUGGUAUUGUUCAUUGUUACCUUCACUUGUUCAUUUUCUUAAUUUGGAAGAAUUUUUAUGAUAAUUUUUUUUAAAGAAAAGUUUCAAGUACUGUACAGAAAGAUAGAGAUGAAAAUGACCAAAACCCAUCAUGGAUUUGAAAUUUGUGAGUUUUAUUUCAACUCCUAAUUUUAUUGUAAAGCAAACUUGAAUCAGUCAAUAGCCAUCUUACAGGGUAUGGUUGCCUGUCUUACAAGACGAAAACAAAUUUUUAAAUACAUUUUCACUCGAAAACUUACUGUCCUGCUAUAGGAUUGCCUUAAAACUCCAGUAUUUAUUCAAUAUUAGCCCUAUAGAAAUGAUCUCUGACUUCAGUUUUCUUGACGUCAACUGCAUUAAAUCUUAAUAUCAUUAUUAAUCAACAUUAAAUAACCAGUUAGCAUUACAUAACUUACUUUUAAAACAAAAUUAUUCAUAGGGUUCAGAUAAAUAGUAUUUAAAUCUUUAGUUUAUCAUAGUAAGAGUUUAUUUGACAAGCAGACUUUUGAAAAAAGUUCAAAUUAUUUUUAAAAGUUGUGCAUAAAGAACUUAAAUUUGAAGUGCGCUAGAGCAUACGGUUUAGUGUCCUAAGAGUGAAGAAUCAACUCACCUGAUUUAUUAAAACAAAAUUAAUGCAUACUGACAGGUAGUGCUAUUCUUUAUUAUGCUAUAUUUUGUUAAGAUCAUAAAUGACAUGCACAAAAUUGGAGUCGUAGUUCCAAUUAGGGUUAGAAUUCCCUGCUAGCAGAGUCUCCUUCGUUGGUGAUGCCAAGAAUGGCCAACUAGAGGGACUGUGCUAGCUGCAGGGAAGGGUUAGAAAAACUAAAAUGCAAAGAUAUGACCCAAGCUAGACCAGAAUGCAUCACACUUUCUAGCAACAAAUGGAACUACUGACUCUUUCACUUAUAUAGCUAAUUUUAUUUGACUUUGAAAACUCCAAAUGAAAAGUGGUGUGUCAUGCAUGGUGAUAAUGUAUAAAAUCUAGCACCAAUGGUCAAGCAUUUUUAUUGGAUAAUCAAUGAUCUUGUAUGGUUUGAUUGAUGUAAUUUGUCAGUUUUCCUCUGCAGACGGUCUCAGUCAUAUGAAAUCUACUCUAAGAUAUAAAGUGCUGUUACCUUUUUUUAACUUCUAAUUAAGUGUUAUAAAUGUCCAAAUUUCAAUAUUCUGGUUGACGGAUCAAUUGCAAAACAAUCCUGAGUCUAGAAACAACCGAGCCUUAACUUGGAUUGUUUUUUUGCUUGAACUCUUAACCGGAAUAUCGAAAGUUGGCUGUUUUUCUCAGGUCUAGUAGGAAAUAUAUUAAAGAUAUGUUGACAAAUCUGUCUUAGGUGCAAAGACACUAGUUUGCCAAAGAGUACCAUUUAUAGAGUUUUCCUACACAUUUUAACUUUACUCUUGUUUUUGAUAUUUUAUUUACAACUUAAUUACAAAUAUUAGAUGAUGCAGACAGUAAAAAAAGACUAUAUGUAGCUUUGCAAAUUUUAAAAUUAAUUUACAGAUUAGUUUUAGUUUGAAAUUUUAGAAUGUUUGUCCAACAUUUUCAAUGAUAACCUUAUGUCUGGUAUAGUGAAAAUUAUUCAGAUAUGAUCUGUGAUGAAAUUUUGAUUGUAAAAUAGAUAAAAGGGGGACUAUAUUGGUUUCUUUGACAUUCUUUUAUGAUAUUAGCCACCCACCAAUAAUUGAAAGCUAUGCCUUGUACUAAUCAAGUUAAAUUGGUUCAUGAAGUUAUGGCAACCCAACUUUUUGGAACUAGAGUCCUAGUGUUUUGCCCGGCAAGGCAAUAUUUUUUUAUCUUUUGCAGACUUUCAUUGAUACCAGCCUUAUUUGAGAUGUAGAAUUAAAGCUACUGGUUAUAGAUAUAGCUUGCUUCUUACAAAGAAUGGUCAAAGAAAUCAAUACAAUAUUCCUAUAAUGAUAAUUAUGUAAUUGUAUAUCCAUAUAUAACCAAUGGUUACUGUGUAACUGACAGCGUAAUCAGCAAUGACAUGUACUAGUUAAAGAAACAAAAGAGCAACCAUUACUUCCCAGCCAAACAAAAACAGCUUAUAUAUAUGUAUAUGUAUACAACUCUAUUUGAUAUUUAAACCAUUAACUCGUGCACAAAAUAAGUUGCAUAAGAUGGAAAACUAACUGUGUAAGUCUGUGUGUGGUGUCGUGGAUGGCUUGGGAGAGUUUAUCUAGUAGCAGAUUGAUAUUGUAACUACAGAUAUUUUAUAUGAUAUGAAGUAUGUGCAAAUAAAUGAACAUUCUUGAUCUC
Actinia tenebrosa (Australian red waratah sea anemone) is the source of this 4842-nucleotide messenger RNA. RefSeq lists its product as uncharacterized. Gene Ontology annotation, cellular component: nucleus. Gene Ontology annotation, molecular function: DNA-binding transcription activator activity, RNA polymerase II-specific; RNA polymerase II cis-regulatory region sequence-specific DNA binding. NCBI's taxonomy places the organism in Eukaryota, Metazoa, Cnidaria, Anthozoa, Actiniaria, Actiniidae. Gene Ontology annotation, biological process: neuron differentiation; positive regulation of transcription by RNA polymerase II; negative regulation of transcription by RNA polymerase II. The record is from RefSeq and is a predicted model, not a curated record.